This is a messenger RNA of Acanthopagrus latus (yellowfin seabream), 9584 nucleotides long. It is a transcript of the gene zbtb16a, whose product is annotated as zinc finger and BTB domain containing 16a. Gene Ontology annotation, molecular function: protein binding; DNA-binding transcription factor activity, RNA polymerase II-specific; RNA polymerase II cis-regulatory region sequence-specific DNA binding. Gene Ontology annotation, biological process: negative regulation of transcription by RNA polymerase II; regulation of cytokine production; regulation of immune system process. The transcript has 7 exons. The record is from RefSeq and is a predicted model, not a curated record. Bases 1031 to 3025 code for a protein of 664 amino acids. NCBI's taxonomy places the organism in Eukaryota, Metazoa, Chordata, Actinopteri, Spariformes, Sparidae.
GAUGUCUCCUUCUCCACUGUGAAGACCAUUGUCAGUGUGUGUGUGUGUGUGUGUGUGUGUGUGCACACUGGAGGCUUCAGGUUUCCACAUCACACUUGUGCAUGCUGAACAUUGGACCAAGAUUGGCUUCCAAACUAUUUAUGAUGUUACAAAUCAUGCCAGGCCCACGUCGUAAAAAAAAAAAUCUGAUUUUCUCCGAGCACAAAGAAACUUUUCCAUUUUUAACAAAAAAUAAAAUAAAAUCUGAAAACAGCCUCAAUAUGUCAAACUACUCACACAUCACGCUACACUGUGACACUCACAAAACUCAACAUAGGAACAGACAGGAGAAAAAAAAAAUGGUUUUGACUGGAGGGGACUUUAAACGUUGAGCAAUUAAGCAAAGAAUAAUAAAAUACCCUACUGAUUUACUAGAACACCUGAUAUAAUCUGUUCUUUACCAAGACAUUGCAUCUAUUUAACACACUAUCAGCAUGUAUCGAAAUAAAAUAACAGUAGGAGUAGUGGUUUGCAUUUUGAAUGACAAUCUUUAUUCAAACAGAAUAAAGACAUGAGUAGAACAAAGGCACUUAUAGAGCCUAACAAUGCAGCAAAAGAAAAUAGAUGUCACUCCAAGUUUGAAAAUGAACGUGAACACUUCCAGCGUCUCGGGGAGCCGGCUGAGAUGUGGCGACUUGUUGCAUCUUUGCUGCUUGUUUUGACUCGCCUCAAUCAAUGUAACGCAACACAGCUGUAAUGUUUUUUUAACAGGGGGCGUCCACUCAUGGCUGAGAGAGGAACAGUACUGUCCACACCCCUGAUCCUCUGACACCUCUAUACACUGCUGUAGUUUUAUACUUGUGUUGUAUUUGUAGUUUAGUUGUAUGUGUAAAUGUUGUAUUUUUUUUUCCUUUCAGGGUUUUUUUUUUCUACUUUUGUGAAUCAGCAUCUUACUAUGAACGGUUUCAUCUUGUUUACAAAGAUAGCUAAAAACACUGCUGAGCGGGGAAGGCAAGCCUCAUGAGUCGGCCUCGCGGAUUGCAUCGACAAAAUGGAUUUAACUAAAAUGGGUAUGAUCCAGCUCCAGAACCCCAACCACCCCACUGCCCUGCUGCAGAAGGCCAACCAGAUGCGUCUGGCAGGGACUCUGUGUGAUGUGGUCAUCAUGGUAGACAGCCAGGAGUUCCACGCACACCGGACUGUGCUAGCCUGCACGAGCAAAAUGUUUGAGAUUCUCUUCCACCGCAGCAGCCAGCAUUACACCCUGGACUUUCUUUCACCAAAGACUUUUCAGCAGAUUUUGGAGUAUGCUUACACUGCCACACUCCAGGCCAAGGUGGAGGACUUAGACGACCUUCUGUAUGCAGCAGAGAUCCUGGAGAUUGAAUACUUGGAAGAGCAAUGCCUCAAGAUCCUGGAAACCAUCCAGUCCUCAGAUGAGAACGAUGCAGAGGUCAAUGCUAAUGACGGGAGCACAGAAGACGACGACGAGCGCAAAGGCCACAAUGGAGCCAAGAACUCCAAAAAGCAUUCCAUGGAGAGUCCCUAUCUGUCAGGUACCCAGCACGACUCCAUCAUGCCCGGCAUGGUGGACCAGAGUCCCUCGGUCUCCACCUCCUUCGGCGUCUCCACCCUGAGUCCCACCAAAGCUGCUGUGGACAGCCUGAUGAGCAUCGGCCAGUCUCUGCUCCAGCAGGGCUUUGGGGCUGAACAACUCGUCCACGGCAACUCCCACCACCUGAUGACUGAGAUCAAGACUGAAAUGAUGCAAGUCGACAUGGGCGGCAACGGCCACGACAGCCCCCUGAACAUGGAGUCCAGUGCCUCCAGCAACGGAGAGCGAAGCGGGGAGGACAGGAACCGAGACGGCCCAGGAACACCAACCAGGAGCAGCGUGAUCACCAGUGCCCGUGAGCUCCAUUACGUCCGCGAUGAAGGCAUGGGGGACCCUCAAGCUGAAGUCAGCCAGAUGGGGUUGGAAGCAAUGGCGGGAAUGACAGAGAAACAUCUGGCCUCGCUGUACUCCCUACCUAUCAAUCAUAAAUCAGAUGCUAUCAUGUCAAUGCCGGCAUCCAUGGCCUCCGCUCUCCCCAUGUCCCCAGCCCUGGCUAUGUCUAUGGACUUCAGUGCCUACGGGGGACUCCUGCCUCAGAGCUUCAUCCAGAGAGAAUUCUUCAGCAAGCUCGGGGAGCUGGCAGCGGGUAUGAAACCAGACGGCAGGAACCAGCACGAACGUUGCAAUGUUUGCAGUGCAGAACUACCAGAUAACGAAGCGGUGGAGCAGCACAGGAAGAUGCACAGUGGAAUGAAGACCUACGGCUGUGAGCUGUGUGGGAAGAGCUUCCUGGACAGCCUCCGUCUGCGGAUGCAUUUGCUGUCUCAUUCAGCUGGUGAGAAGGCCAUAGUUUGUGACCAGUGUGGUGCCCAGUUCCAGACAGAGGAAUCCCUGGAGGCCCAUCGGCAGAUCCACACCGGGUCAGACAUGGCCAUCUUUUGCCUGCUUUGUGGGAAGCGUUUCCAGACCCAGACGGCACUGCAGCAGCACAUGGAGGUCCACGCCGGCGUCCGCAGCUACAUUUGCAGCGAAUGCAACCGGACUUUCCCCAGCCAUACUGCACUCAAACGUCACCUACGCUCACACACAGCAGGGGACCACCCAUAUGAGUGUGAGUUCUGCGGGAGCUGCUUUCGAGAUGAGAGCACGCUGAAGGGCCACAAACGCAUCCACACCGGGGAGAAGCCCUAUGAAUGUAACGGCUGUGGGAAGAAGUUCAGCCUCAAGCACCAGCUGGAAACCCACUACCGUGUGCACACAGGUGAGAAGCCAUUCGAGUGCAAGCUGUGCCACCAGCGAUCCAGGGACUACUCGGCCAUGAUCAAGCACCUGCGUACCCACAACGGCGCCUCGCCCUACCAAUGCACCAUCUGCCUGGAGUACUGCCCCAGCCUGUCAGCCAUGCAGAAGCACAUGAAAGGCCACAAGCCCGAAGACAUCCCCCCAGACUGGCGCAUAGAGAAGACCUACCUGUACCUCUGCUAUGUCUGAGGCCAGGAGAGCGAUUGAAGAGAGGGUGUCAGGGUGGGGACGGGGUUUGAGAGGUAAGGGGAAUGUAAUUGAGUGGAUAGGAGGUAUGAGGCUGUGAUGGAGUGUUGACGAUCGCAGAAUGUCAACGGCAAGAGACUCGAAAGCAAGAGGGUUUGUUUUCUCUUAUUUCUUUUCAUGCAAAGGCGGCGACGACCAACGGGGUUGAAGGGUGGUGAUGAUGGGACAAAAGUGCUAAGAAGAGGAAGACUUGGACACGGAGAGAGAUUCUCCACCAUUGUUCGGAUUCACCGGGUCAUUCACUACAUCUGCAACUGUGUUAUUGUUUCAGGUCAUUUCAUGCAGCGCCACAGAGCUAGCGAGCUGCACAGAAGUGACUUUGUGGAUGCUGCUGCCACAGUGGUGCGAAAGCAGAUUCUCAAGGGCUAUCUGAACCGACAGUUUCUUAUUGAUCUUUCACUCCGUUUUGAGCUUGAGAAGGUUUUUGUUCUGCUUUUGAUAUCAGUUGUUUACAUUCACUCGUUUUGGUCACGCUAGUUUUAAUCACAUGAAGAAUAUGUGAGUAUAAGUAUCAGUUUAAGCCACACGUCACGGUUUGCUUUCCAAGUUUUGAGGAACCGCUGGCUUUCAGGAGACGAAAUCUGUCUCCUCGUGGCCACAACCCUUCAUGUUAUGGUAGUUAUGAACCAUAACAAAUUUAUCUUGGAGGAGGACUUGGACAUAUUUUCCAACAGCUCCACCAUGCCAAACCAACUGAAUUAGGGAAACUUUCUCUCCAGAGUUUGAAUGACCCGCUUUGGGUGAACAUGACCCUCAUCUUUUCCAUCUCUAAUGGGAAGUGUGCCUGUUUUGCAGGCAGAAACGAUGAGAUCUUCCAGUUUUCAAAGGAAUCUGCCAGUCUAACCUGUCCCCACAUGAGAUCCUUCAGAUCCCAGCGGAGGCGGCGAGAUAGCCCCUGAGAAUCAGCAGCAGGUCCGUUCGGCGUAUGCAGUAGAUGAAACAGUUGAACUGGAUGAAUUGGAGCACUAAAAAUACUGCAAACCAAGCACCUGUUUGGUUGUGAAGUGGGAGAUGCUAGUGCUGCUUUUUUUUUCUUUUCUUUUUUUUUUUUUCUUGGAAGUCUCCCUAGUUUUCUCAGUAGUCUUCCUGCAUCUCUGUCAGAUGAGGGCUGGAGAAAGUCGAGUCACCACUGGCCACCCACGGUUCUCCCCAGAGAGCCAAAGGCUAACUUGCGUCACUUUUUCGCCAUCUUAUAUUUUUUUAGCUCUGCAUCAUAGUUUAUCAUGGCUUGAUUGCACAGGUAAAACAAAUUACGACAACAGUCUCUGUUUGAUGUCUUCAAGGUAUAUCUUUUAUCAUUAAAUCAUAACUCUCUAUUACAGUACUCCACAUUAAAGCCAGCCUAUCCACCUAAUCAGCAAUAGAUAACUGGACUGCUUUUAUCCAUGUACUCACACUAACGAUGAACUACACAAACUGACACACAAACAGUAACACUUUGACCGCAACAGAUCUGUCCAUUCACCACAGUGAUGGAAUACAAACAAAAUGGGAAAAUGGUUAACCGCUGCUUUCCGUGGGAGUCCUGUGACUUCAACUGCUCGUAGUGAAUGUUGAAGACGUGCUGGGUUUGCCUUUAGCCGCGCGCCUUGCCAAAAGUGGCGCGGCAGGUUGAAGACUGCUAUGUGGCAUCAAAACAUGAAUGUGAAAGACUGUGAGCCAGGUUCGCACUAGGCUGUACGAUGCAGGUUAACGCUGCCUUUCAGUGGAAGUCGGAAAUCUGUAAUUCCCACCUUUGUGCGACUCUUCCUGCCUUCCAUUGGUUCAAUUUGGAAGAUUUUCUCUAUUCAACAUGAAAUGCCGUCCCAAUGCGACUGCUCAUGAAUUAGCUCGCUCACUAGCCGGUAUAAAUGCUAUCUUACAUCGGAAAUAAUAGGUGUAGUUGUUCACUAUCAGAUGUUUUGAUAGACUAGGGCUGAAACAAAUCACAUGUUGGUAAGUCACAAGAUCCACAUAUUUAAAGCUUACAGUAAAUUGAGGCAAGGCUGGAUUACUUACUGGGCGAAGCAGGAGAGGGAUCCAGACAGGGGCCCCUGAAGCCUCACAUUCACUGUGUCAGUAGGUUUUUGUUUGAGAAUAUGCAGUUAAUUAAACUCGGAGGAAAGAGGGUCAGUAGGGGCCCUUUGGUCAUUCAUUAAGCUAGGCCUCCUUUUGGUUCGUUAAAUAUUGACAUGUAAAAAAUGAUGUGCAGAAUUUACUGGCACCCAAUCGCCGGAAAAAUGUUGGCAGUUCAUGUUUUUGCAAACCACGGAUAUGUGGGAACUUUCUUCACGUUCAGUUUUAUCUUGUGACAAAACGUUGCUCAUGGUCUCGUUAGGCACAAAAAACACUUGGUUAGAGUUAGGAAAACAUCAUUCGAAGAGCACUAACACGCCUGGAAAAUGUCCCAACGUCAUGUGAUUUCGCACUUAAAAUUGUUGAAGUACCAUCUUGAACAGUGGCCUCUCGCUCGGCAGCCGUCUUGGCAGCUGUCGCGACGCCACCGUCCCCUCCUGCUCCUAACACGAAAGUCAUCUUGCGUGUAAUCUGAACAUGAUAUGAUACGUAUUGUAGAGAUGUAGAUAUGCGUGAAACGUAUGAAUGCCAACAUUUUUAUUCUGGCGACUGGGCCACAUUUAUAUUCUCAUUCCAAAAAACCACAGCUCGACUCGAAGGCUUAUUUGGAUCAGUUUGAGGUGGGAAUUUGCGACUUCCUGGUGUCUCUGAAUGCAGCAUUAGACCUGUGUGACUUGAACAGCCACUGGUAUUAUGGUUGAACCUAAGGCUUUAAUGAGCAUCACUGCAUGUCACAGCGUUACCGGGGUGAUCACAUAUCCAAAUGGCCGGUGGAAAAAGGGGGAAAUCACUGAUGGGACGAGACACGGCCCAGCAGCUUAGGGGGCGACCAGUAAGACGACAGAAUAAAUCAACUCUUUCUCUGUGGUUUUGUCCCUGUGCUUCGUCUCUCUCGUCUCCUGUUGUUGUUCUUGUUGUUGUUCUUGUUGUUGUCGUUGUUGUUAUUAUUGACCUUGAGUUUGAGCUCAACACAUCGUACUUGAAUUACCUCGUUUUGUGACCUCAUGUUGCUUGUGUAUUUUAAUUUUCCCUUUUGUUUCACUUUUUUUUUGGUUCAUGAGUGUUUGUUGAGAAGAUGCAUUGCACAACACGAUGAAGCAAUGUGUACGCAGAAAAAUUAAGUGCCACGGUGAAGAGAUUUUUUUUUUUUCUCGUUUUGUUUUUCUAAUGUUGUCUAUUUCUUUGUGCAUUAUUUGUUACCAAACUUGGUAUUAUUAACCCCGCUUGUUAAUGAGCCGGAAGGUUUGGUCAUUUGUUAUAAAAGCUACCUCUAAGUUGUUUUCAUUAUUUUUUGGUUUUGUUUUUUUGUUGUUGUUUUUUUUUGUUUUUGUUUUUUUGGCAAAAGCACAUUUUUGUGUGUUUGUGUUUUGCAUUAUUUCAUCAUUGCUACUUCAUCUCAUGCUUUUAUUUUUUUUUUUGUUUUUUCAAAAGUUGAUUUAUGAUUGUGUUUUUAAGCAAAAUGUAUAUUAAAGGGUAAGAGAUAACAAAAGUAGAGAGUGAUAGGAUUUGACAAGUCAUUCGAAUGGAUGUUUAUUCGUCUCUUAUAGUCUCCCCCCUGCACCUCCAACCACCGACGAGAACGCAGAGAAAAAAAUGAAAAAAAAAAAAAGCGAUUUUGAAGCCUUAAGUGAUGAGUAAGAGGGAUGUGGCAGAUAAGAGGAAGUACUAUUGCUUUUUAAGAGGGUUUAAAAACAAGAAUUUAAACUUGAAAAUAUGUGAAUAGAAGUGUAGUUUUGUAAUGUGAAAAAAAAGAAGGUUCAUCAAAACAAAAGCAGAAAGGAAAAAAAAAAAAACAAAACGCUGAACCGCACAGGACAGGUCAUAUUUGCAGUGAUGCAGAGUGCGUUGGACAAUUGGAACUGCAAGUGGUAAUCAAAAAAGAAGAACCAGAAGGUUAAAAAUAGAGAUUCUCUCGGCUGACAAGCUCUCUUGAGAAAUGAGCGUAUUCCUGAACAAGAGCCAACAGAGGCAAUUUGAUAUAUAAAAAUUGUGAUAUUUUUGUAUUCAGUGUCAGUCCUUUUUCCAUUUGUGGAGGGUUACAGCAGGGCACAAAUAUUUGUAUUUCUUUUUUUUUUUUUACCUGUUUUUUUUUUUCUCUCUCUGGGUGUGAAUCAUUUUUGCCUUGCUCCUCUUUGAUAUUGUUGGACAAAAAAAAAAAAAACGUGUGUGAACAUAUUGUAAUAAUAAGUGUCGCUUUCUGGAUGUCAAUUGCAUUGUAGGUGAAGGACUAAAUCUAUCCGCCACAAAUUUUUUGAGUGUGUGUAUGUGUUCAAAAAAAAAAAAAAAAAUGAGGAAUUUAAAAAAAAAGAAAAAAAAAGAUGAUAAAAUACGGGACGGCAGGGGGGCGCUGCCAAACCGACCAAUUAGUACUUGUCAUUCACAAGUUUUCAAUCAAACUUGACUGUCGACGUAUAUUUUGUUUUUGUAUUUGAAAAAAAAAAAAGAAAAAAGAAGAAGGGAUGGCAUGUCCCUGUGGUGUCUUGCCAUUUUAUUCUCAAACACUGUGAGCUGAGGGGCUUUUUCACCCUCAUAUAAUAUCCACCCACUAUAAUAUACCCAGUCACGGCUCAAGUCUGAACCACCACAAUGCAAGACCUGAUCAGUCACAUUGUUCCUAUCAUCGUCCUCUGAAUGUUUUCUACUUUUUUCGUGCGGGUGAAAGAGUGCGUACAAGAGUGUGUAACUAUGUGUGUGCGUGCGUGUGUUAGUGGAAAAAUGCACUAAUCAGAUCAGAUACAAAAUAAGAUGAUAUUCUAUGCCACUUUUUUUCUCUAUGUUGGAAAAAAAAUAUAUAUAUACAUUGGCAUCGUUAUAGUUCUUCCCUCAGUGUUCCUCCAAUGUUUCUGUACUAUCUUUGUGCCUAAAAAUGGAAUUUGUUCAACAAAAAUAUCCAUCUAUAUCUGCUUAGUUUCUGUAUUUUCAGAAGAAAAUAAAAAUGGUGUCUCCAGCACCCUAGGGAUGUCAUGACGCCAUAAAUGACCUGAUUUUUGCUUUUUAAAUCCUGAACAGAGCAGGGCUUUCUUUUUUCGAGGACUGCAAUACGCCCUUAAUGCUAUUGAAACAGCAAACCAGGAUUCUGCGUUCACUUCUUUUUCUUGGUCCGUACUCUGUGAUUGGCGCCCGAAAGCAUUUAUUUAGCGACACGAAACAAAGCAUACGGAAAAUUUGCUGGAAUCCACACAGGCUGCAGUGGUGAAACUUGCUUUUGGGGACAAAAUCUGCUCCAUUUAAAUUUUUUUUUUUUCCUGCAAGCCACAAGUCUGAUUCUCCGCUCAGAUUCUUCAGUUUUGUUUUGUUUUCUUCGUCAGCAACAGGUUUGCUGAUGAGAACUUUAUAUUGCUCUUGAAAAAAAAAUAAAAUAAAGAAAACCUCCAUUUGGGUAGGUUUGCACUAGGGUAAUCCCCCCCUUCUGCUUUGCUUCAGUUUUUUCUUAAAGUACUUUUUCUUUUUCUACAAAACGCAUUUAGAAGGGGAUGUUAAAAUUCGUCAGAGAGGAAUCAUGGCAUCCCUGGAGCUGGCACUCUGUGUUUUGGUGUGGUGUUUCUAGAACAAAGUAGCCAUUUCAUGCAGUGUUGCAAUGCAUGUGCCAUCGAGGUCUAGACUAAAAACUGUUUGAGUAACAAAGCACCAAGACAUUGUAUUUUUUUAUAUUAGCACUGAGGACCAAUUGCCCUGUCGGACCAAGCAUAACAAAGCUUUUUAUGUAACAAAGCUUUUCUCUCUCUCUCUGUCUUUCCCUGGCUUGUCUGUGCUACUUCUCUCCUCCAUUGUUGUGACAGCACAAGUGCCAGUCAAGUUGCUCUGUAUUAAGAAAAUAGUGUUUUUAUUAUGAUUUGAAUUGUUAUAGUUUUUGUCUACCUCAGCACCUAAUCUUAGCCUAAUCUUAGAAGGUGCCCAAUUAUUAUUUUUUAUUUUCUUUAUUUCGUUCUCUUAUUGUUGUCAGUUGUAUAUUUUUUUUUUUUUUGAAAUUUGCAUUAGAGCUUUGCAAAGGUCCUUUGUCUUUUCCAGCGACAACGUGCUAUUUUUUUUUUUUUCCCGUGGCAGUACGUUUCCUGUUGAGCUGUGCCACCAAUCUAUAGCCACCGUCUGUUGAUAUAGAGGUUGUUCUUUUUUUGUUUCUUUCCAUGUAGAAUCAGACACCUCUCUUUGUAACAUUUCAGUGUUCUCUGAUGGAGUGUGAAAAAAAAAUAAAAAGGAAAAAUAAAAGAUUUAAUGCUGCAGGUUCUCUUCUCCAUGUUGUCACUAAAGUCAAUGUUGUGCCUUUGAUAGUGGAAAAUAUAAAGAAUAUUUCUUUUUUUCUUUUUUUACAUCCUACUAACAGUAGAUUGUUUUUUGUAGUGGACUUUUUUUGUAUUUUUAUUUAUGAGUCUCAUAAUAAAAAUCCAAUCAUGAUGUUCAGUUGUAUACUUUCAAUCUGCGGUUAGAAAAAAAUAAAAAAUGGACUUCA